GCUUCAAAUUUUCUCUUAAAUACGCAUUGGUCGCAUUGGUUAAAUUUAUAAGCAUCAUUUUGUGCUAGUCACUGGCGGUAGAUACAUUGUGUUUUAUUUCUCGUAAUUUUAUUUUCAAUAUUUCCUUUAAUUACACUUCGUAAAGAAGAUAUUCCGGAUACAAUGCUGCGGGUCGUGAGUAUUAUCGUUGUAUCCAUUCUAAUAAGCGAAGCGAUCAGUCACAAUCUAGAGUCAAACAAUGAACAAGAGAAGAAAUUUGAAGAAAUUCUGCAAUGGUUGCAAGAGAUACAGGAACGAAGCGGUAUAGACAAGCCUGUGACACAAGUUCGUGUUAAUUUCCACGACAACAAGCAAGAUGCUGGAGAGAAUUCUAACCGAGAUUCAUUAGCUAACCAAAAAUCACGACGAAGUAUAGUAAUAAGACGAGAUACACGAAGUGCAAACAAAGAUCCACCUCCAGUCGAUCAGGCAGUAUUAAUGGCCAGAUACGUCGUUAAUCAAGCUGAUUGGACAUCUGUAGCAACGAUAAGCACGCGAAAAGAUAUUCAAUCGUUUCCCGUUGCGAACGUGAUUUCUUUUAGUGACGGGCCUGUUGGGAGUGGAUCUGGAAUCCCGUAUAUGUAUAUCACCCCUCUUGACUUUACUGCUCAAGAUCUCGUCAAGGAUCAUCGCGCGUCUCUUUUAAUGACAUUAGCGCAAGGAAGUUAUUGUAAAAAUAAGCAAUGGGACCCAAUGGAUCCGCGGUGUGCUAGAGUUAUCUUAACUGGAAAGAUUAAAGGAUUAAAUGAUAAGAGUGUAGAGUAUCAACGUGCAAAGCGAGCGGUUUUUGGUCGUCACCCACAUUUGAAAAAUAUGCCUCCAGAUCAUGAUUUCUUUUUCGUCAAGUUGAAGAUAUCAGCGAUUGCCUUAUUGGAUACCUUUGGUGGACCGAAAUAUAUUGAUGUAAAGGAUUAUUUGUAUCCGCCAGUAAAUAAUAUUACAGAAGCAGUGCAACAUUUUUUAUUGAAGCGACAAGCUUCUGAAAGCUUGAAGCUUCUUGAAGAUUCUGAAAAGAAUUUUGAUACAGACUUGGACGUUCCAAUUUAUCAGGCUCACAGAAUAACAUAAAAUUACUCAUAUUUAAAGAGAUAUUUUUAAUUAAU
Molecule: messenger RNA, 1142 nt
Organism: Harpegnathos saltator (Jerdon's jumping ant)
Lineage: Eukaryota; Metazoa; Arthropoda; Insecta; Hymenoptera; Formicidae
Gene: CREG
Product: Cellular Repressor of E1A-stimulated Genes
Exons: 5
Coding region: 163-1107 (314 amino acids)
Source: RefSeq, a predicted model, not a curated record